Molecule: messenger RNA, 3456 nt
Organism: Cyanistes caeruleus (blue tit)
Lineage: Eukaryota; Metazoa; Chordata; Aves; Passeriformes; Paridae
Source: RefSeq, a predicted model, not a curated record
GUUGCAAAAGGUUCUUUAUUAAUUAGCCAUUUACCUUUCAGCUCCAAUGGCGAUUCCUCCAUCAUACGUAGACCUUGGCAAGCCUGCCAGAGAUAUCUUCAAUAAAGGAUAUGGUUUUGGAUUAGUGAAACUGGAUGUGAAAACAAAAUCUGCAAGCGGAGUGGAAUUCACAACAUCUGGUUCAUCGAACACAGACACUGGAAAAGUCAAUGGGAGCUUGGAGACCAAAUACAAGUGGGCUGAGUAUGGUCUGACUUUCACAGAAAAAUGGAACACGGAUAACACUCUGGGAACAGAAAUUGCAAUUGAAGAUCAGAUUGCCAAAGGCCUGAAGUUGACAUUUGAUACAACUUUCUCACCAAAUACAGGGAAGAAAAGUGGUAAAAUUAAGUCAGCUUAUAGACGUGACUGUGUAAACCUGGGUUGCGAUGUUGACUUUGAUUUUGCUGGGCCUGCAAUCCAUGGUUCAGCUGUCUUUGGUUAUGAAGGCUGGCUUGCUGGUUAUCAGAUGACUUUUGAUAGUGCCAAAUCAAAAUUGACAAGAAAUAAUUUCUCUGUGGGUUACAAGACUGCAGACUUCCAACUGCACACUAAUGUCAAUGAUGGGUCUGAAUUUGGUGGGUCAAUUUACCAAAAAGUCAGUGACUGUCUUGAAACUGCUGUAAACCUGGCCUGGACAGCAGGUAGCAACAGCACUCGCUUUGGCAUCGCAGCUAAGUACAAGUUGGAUCCCACUGCUUCUGUUUCAGCUAAAGUGAACAAUUCUAGUCUAGUUGGAGUGGGUUAUACCCAGACCCUGAGGCCAGGUGUGAAGCUUACACUGUCCGCCCUGAUAGAUGGAAAGAGCAUCAAUGCUGGUGGCCAUAAACUUGGUCUUGGCCUGGAAUUGGAAGCUUAAAAAGGUGAAGAAACUGCUGCAGACAAGGGAUAUCAGAAGAAUUUGGCCUUAAAAUGUAUUUCCAAUGUGACCAGCAGGCUUAUUUUCCAGGAAAGAUGACCUAGAACAAGAGCUGUAUUUGAAGUAUUUAGACAGUUACUUGUUAGCUGGUUUCUAGUUAAAUUGGUUACCCAUCUAGUUAAAAUUCUGCAUUAGUGCAGUCACUUAAACAUUAUUUAAAUGUAUUUAACUGUUUAAUGCGCUACCCACAAAUAAUGAAAUAGACAUUUAUGAAAACUGUACAAUUGUGUGCAUGUUUGUUUUUAUGUUCCUUUUAACAUUCGAUAUUGCCAUUGAAUGAAAAAUGGAUCAGUGGAUGUUUUGAAAUGAGGUCAACAAUUUUGUUGAAUGACCUGAACUAGAAGUACAUUUGGUAUCCCAAGACAAAUUAUGAAUAAAACAAGUACACACACAUACUUGUGCCUCAGAUAUUUUAAGAGUAAAGAUAUGAGGGUAGUGCUCAGUUAAGUUUAAACUUUAAGUAAUCCAAGAAGUAGUGCUCUGUACCUUUGUGCAAUUAAGGACCCCCACGCGUGACAAUACUGAAUAUAGGUGAACAGUUGGAUUCCUCAAGCAAAUUGAAUGUGCUUUUCUGUCAGGUAAGAUUUGUCACAACACAAUGGCUUAAUUCCCCCUGUGAUCCACGGGCGAGAUGUACUGUGUUCCUAGUUGGCCUCCUGAUGCAAAAAGUACAGAUCGAUGUACUUGGCACACUGAGACAUAUAAGAAAUGUUCCUUGAAAAACCUCACCACAAACACACCUUUUGCUUAUAUUUGUAUGAAGUGAGAUGUAUCUCUGCAAUUGAAUGUAACAGUGUAAUGGUAUAACAGCCUGCUUAUCCCAACUGCUGUGAGAGGUUUCUGCUUAAAAUGACUGAAAUAAAGACAAUUUUAAAUGGAGAUGGAGGAAAAUGCAUCUGAUCUUGCUUUCCCUUUAACUAAUAGAUCUUGGCAGAUACCCAUUUUAAGUCCAGAAACUUGCAGAAUAAUGGAAAUACUCGCAUGUUUUUCCAGAAUAGUAAUAAGCGAGAAUAGAAAUAUGAGGGAUAUUUAGUCUCUGAACCUAACAUCCCUGAAGGUUGAACUAGUUGUGAAUGCUUUUAAUGAGGAAUAUAUUAAAUGUAGUUGGACGUGUAGUUGCACUGCUUACAUUUAAGAGUUGGAAUUUACUGAGCUUGGGGGAGCGCCUGGAGCCUACUUCUUAAGACACUCUCUUAGCUGUGAAGGGUGUUUUGAUACUUAGUUUUGCAGUCAGUGGUUCACAGCAGCUCUCUUCAUAGUGCAGGUGACUGGCUCAUGAUCAGGAAGCUCUCUGGUUUGGAAAUAUUAUCAGUUGAUACUGGAUUAAAAUUAAUGCCCACAAAAGUAUCAGUGAUUUGUUUGAGGUCUUGUUCCAUCCUGCGUUGUUGCCCUCCGACUGAAAUCCUCACAUGUAGCACUAUGUUACAAGCUGCCUGUGUUUAAAGCUAUAGCUGUGGAGUAGCUGAGCCACCUUCUUUGCAGAAGACAGAGUAGAGUUCAAGCCUCCAGCUGAGGCUCUUAGCAGGCUUGAUAGUGUGUUUGACUAGUUUUCUUACAUGACAGUAAAACAUUUGUGCUGUGGAGUACCUUGACUGCUGUCGUCACUAAAUGCCCUUGUCUGAGUUGUAUUUCUGCCAUUUAGGGUGGAAGAAGCAUGUAAGGUGCAAUUCGUUCUGUCAUUGCAUGUUAAGGUCCAUAGUGCAUAUUUUUAGUUUGAGUUGGUUUUAUGUGCUAGACCACUUUAAAAGCUAGAGACCAUGCAGACAUUGAAUUUUUGUAUGUGUUUUCAUUUCACUAUAACUUCAGUAUACUUUUCAGAAUAUCUUCAGUGCCUCACAAAGACUGGGCUUCUGAUACAAAAAACAUAAGAAAGAAAAAACUAAAAGCUUAAAAAACCAAACCAUGACAAACCACCAAAAAAUCUCCAAAACAAACCAAAACAACCUACCAAAAAACCCUCCCUGAAAUGUUGUGUGCCUGUAUGGAUUGUCCAGCUGCAGCACCCAGGCAAAUAAUGGAUUGUGUCUUUUGGUUAUGAAUGAUGCCUUGUUUCUAUCCUUAAACCAGUGACACUGAUGUUUCUCAGCUCUUGAUAGGGCUGUAAUUAACUUUUUUUUUUUUUUGGUGGUGGUGGUUUGUGGGUUCUGGUUUUUUUAUUUAUUUUAGAAGCAAACACUAUAACCUUUUUCUUCACUACCUGCUCUAGAUAAUUUUUUUCUGAGGUCACAAAAUGGGUAAGUGAAAUAAAAGCUCCUAUUGCCGAGUUUCUCUUCAACUCUUAAAAAUGAGUAAUGGAAAACUUGAACCUAUUCAUUUUACUGUUUGUAAAUGUGCAUGAUUUUACUAGUCCUCAGCCUUUAAACCUCAAGUAGUUGUAUUUGUUAUAGUGCUGAUAGGCAACUGGAGAAGUAAAAGGGCUCUGCAGUAGUUAAGAGAACUGUGAAAAUGUGCGUUUUUCUAAAAUAUUCUGUCAUAAAUCACUACUUCGAACAUGAAAA